UAACCAUCUUUCACUUCCCUGUUUUAAAGACUAUAUGCACAUCUUGUGUUGGCUCUUUACACAUCUCUUGUCAAGCUGUGAACUUGCAAUUGCUUCAUUUCAUUUUUUUAAUUAUUACUUGAUCCACGAACGAAUAUGGAUGCUUUCUUGCAGCAGUUUCAACAUCUUAAAAUCCAACUAGAAGAUAUAACAUCAGCCACCGACAACUUCAACGAUGAUAACUGUAUUGGACGUGGUGGUUUCGGGAAAGUUUACAAAGGAGAACUGUCUCACUCUAAGGGACGAAGCACAGUUGCUAUCAAGCGUCUGGAUCCGAGGCAUGGACAAGGAAUACCCGAGUUCUUGAAAGAGAUCACAAUGCUUUCCCGUUACAGCCAUAAAAAUCUCAUCUGUCUUCUGGGAUUUUGUUACCAUGGGGAUGAGAUGAUCCUGGUGUACGAGCAUGCAUCUCGAGGAAGCCUUGAUCGCCAUUUAAAUUCCCCGCAUCUCACGUGGUUACAGCGUUUCAAGAUAUGCCUCUAUGCAGCAGAGGGAUUAAGUUACCUUCAUGAUCCAAGGGAGACACACCAAAGACUUAUCCACUGUGAUGUAAAAAGCGCCAACAUCCUUCUUGAUGAGCAAUGGAAUAGUAAACUUUCUGAUUUCGGGCUAUCAAUAAUGGGCCCCGCUAAUGAGCAGCAAUCGGUAAUUGUCACCACAGCAUCAGGUACCCCUGGGUACUGUGAUCCGCAGUAUGCAAUGACACACACCCUAACAAAAGAGUCAGACGUAUACUCUUUCGGUGUGGUCUUAUUCGAAGUUUUAUGUGGGAGGUUAUGCUGUACAUAUAGCAAUGGUCGUGUUGAGCAGAAUUUAGUGCGAACGUGGAUUGAAUGCUAUGAAGAGAAGAAGUUAAAUGAUAUCACCUUUAAAGAUACGACCAUUGAACCAUUGGAGCAGAGCGCUUUAGAAACUUUUUCUGACAUUGCAUAUCGAUGUUUGAAGGAAUCUCGUGAAGAUCGGCCAAGGAUGGCUGAGGUUGUGACAGAACUUGCGACUGCGCUUGGAAAUCAGAAGGUAUUCUGGCAGCAAUUUCAAGAUCUUAAAAUCCCGUUGGAAGAGAUAAAAUUAGCCACCAACCACUUCAAUGUUGAGAAGAACUAUAUUGGAGGUGGUGCUUUUUGGAAGGUUUAUAAAGGAGAAUUGUCUCACUCUAAGGGCCGAGGCAUGACUGCUAUUAAGCGUCUUGAUCCGAAGCAUGGACAAGGAAUCCGUAAGUUCUUCAAAGAGAUCAGGACGCUUUCCCGGUACGAGCAUAAAAAUCUUAUCUCUCUUAUGGGAUUUUGUUACCAAGAGGAUGAGAUGAUCCUGGUGUACGAGUAUGCGUCUCGUGGAAGCCUUGACCGCUAUUUAAAUUCCCCUCUUCUCACAUGGUCAAAACGUAUCAAGAUAUGCCUUGAUGCCGCGGAGGGACUAAGGUACAUUCACGAUCCAAGGGAGACACAUGAGAGACUUAUCCACUGUGAUGUAAAAAGCGCCAACAUCCUUCUUGAUGAGCAAUGGAAUGGUAAACUUUCUGAUUUUGGGCUAUCAAUAAUGGGCCCCGCUAAUGAGCAUCAAUCGGUUAUUGUCACCAUAGCAGCAGGUACCCCUGGGUACUGUGAUCCGCAGUAUGCGAUGACGCACACCCUAACAAAAGAGUCAGACGUAUACUCUUUCGGUGUGGUCUUAUUCGAAGUUUUAUGUGGGAGGUUAUGUUGUACAUAUAACAAUGGUCGUGUUGAGCAGAAUUUAGUGCACACAUGGAUUGAAUGCUAUGAAGAGAAGAAGUUAAAUGAUAUCACCUUUAAAUAUACGACCAUUGAACCAUUGGAGCAGAGCGCUUUAGAAACUUUUUCUAACAUUGUGUAUCGAUGUUUGAAGGAAUCUCGUGAAGAUCGGCCAAGGAUGGCUGAGGUCGUGACAGAACUUGCGAGUGCACUCCGAUAUCAGAAGGUAUUCUGGCAGCAAUUUCAAGAUCUUAAAAUCCCGUUGGAAGAGAUAACAUUAGCCACCAACCACUUCAAUGUUGAGAAGAGCUAUAUUGGAGGUGGUGCUUUUUGGAAGGUUUAUAAAGGAGAAGUGUCUCACUCUAAGGGCCGAGGCAUGACUGCUAUUAAGCGUCUUGAUCCGAAGCAUGGACAAGGAAUCCGUAAGUUCUUCAAAGAGAUCAGGACGCUUUCCCGGUACGAGCAUAAAAAUCUUAUCUCUCUUAUGGGAUUUUGUUACCAAGAGGAUGAGAUGAUCCUGGUGUACGAGUAUGCGUCUCAUGGAAGCCUUGACCGCUAUUUAAAUUCCCCUCUUCUCACAUGGUCACAACGUAUCAAGAUAUGCCUUGAUGCCGCGGAGGGACUAAGGUACAUUCACGAUCCAAGGGAGACACAUGAGAGACUUAUCCACUGUGAUGUAAAAAGCGCCAACAUUCUUCUUGAUGAGCAAUGGAAUGGUAAACUUUCUGAUUUCGGGCUAUCAAUAAUGGGCACCGCUAAUGAGCAGAACCGGUUUAUUGCCACAGUUACAGCGAGUACCCAUGGGUACUGUGAUCCACAGUAUGCGAUGACACACACCCUAACAAAAGAGUCCGAUGUAUACUCUUUCGGCGUGGUGUUGUUCGAAGUUUUAUGCGGGAGAUUAUGCUAUACACUUGAUAGCAAGGGUCAUGUUAAGGAGAUCUUAGUGCCCACGUGGAUUAAGAGCUAUGAACAAAACAGGUUAAAUGAUAUUAUUUUUAAAAGUUCGAACAACGAACCAAUGCAUCAGAGUGUUUUAAAAAUAUUUUCAGACAUUGCGUAUCAAUGUUUAAAUGAAUCUCGUGAAGAUCGGCCAGAGAUAGCUGACGUUACGUCAAAUCUUGAGAGUGCAUUCCAAAUUAUUUCAUGUUCCAAAGAAGAAUUGUUGUACAAAGGGGUUCUCGUUAGUGGCGGCAAAACGUGGUUUUCAUUAAAUAAGAAGGGAGAACACUGUGUGAUGAUAUCUAUUGCAGAAUGUUUGGGUUCAAAUGUCCAGCGUUUUAGCUUCUCGUCUGGAUAUAAUGCAAGAUUUGCUCUGGGCUCCUACCUAUAUUUUUAUGCGGAUAGGGAUGUCAAAAUUACGCAUGUAAGAACUCAAUUCUUGUCACCAGGAAUCACAUACACGGUGAACCUUGUGUUCAAGUUUAUGUACACAGAAGAUAAAGGAAGAUGUGAGCCUAUAUACCUCAAAUACAAAUUGAAAGGGGAGAUUGAAAGUUCAUUUUCACACCUUGCAUGUCAGAGAGAAGAUGGAUGGUGGAUGUGUGAAUUGUAUCAGUUUACUUGUUACCACAAAAUUGUUCAUCUUCAGAUUUUGUUUGAGGGCUUCAAUAAUUUUAAUAGCAUACAAGUAGAAGGCAUCGAAUUUCAGUCCUUGGUGAAUGUGGAACAUACAGAUGAGAAGCAACCCAUAUCAGAUUCAGAUUCAGAUGCAAACUGGGAAGAAAAACUGCCAGCUGAUUAUGAAGACAUAAUGAAAUGGUCAAAAAAUAGCCUGCAAUGGACAACCAAGGAGGAAGCGUACGCAAUUAUUCGCAAAGGCUUCUUAAUCAGGGAUGACAAUAUGGAGAGAGGCAUUCUGGAACAUGAUGCAAAUUUGGAAGAAAAGUUGCCAACUGAUUAUAAAGGCAUAAUGAAAUUGUCAAAAAUAAGGCUGCUAUGGAAAAGGAUGAAGAAAGCAUACUCAAGUAUUCACAGAGAGUUCUUAAUAACUGAUAGCCAGAAGAGGGAUAUUUGGUUUUCUCUAGACAAAAAUGGAAAGAAAUGUCAUACGAUAUCAUCAAGAAAGGCUGGCAUAUGGAGGUCGCACCAGGAUAUAAUGUCUUUUCCCGAAUCAAGAUUUGGAGAAGCCGUUCUCUUGGAUUCUGACUAUAUUCGCAUUAAAACUGAAGUCAAGUCCCAACUAGUAUCAUCUGAAACAAUAUAUGCAUGUUACCUUGUCUACAAAUUACCAGAAGAUCAAUCUGGAUUUGAGGCUCCUUUGGUAGUGGAAGACAACCAAUGCGAUUCCGGAGAUAAAAUUUGGUAUAUCUAUUUAACGAGUCCUCAAACUCCUGUUAUUAGACCAAAGGCUGGUCAAAACACCCACAACCCACUCAAUUGGUGGAAAAUAAAAGGUCUUCCACAACAAAGGAACGAUGGAUGGAUUGAAGUGCAAAUUUGGGAAUUGCGUGCUGCUGCUACAAUCAACAUGGAUCUUAAGUUGAGAAGUUCUGGCUGGAAGAAGUUUAGUGGGCUUGUUAUUGAAGGCAUUGAGUUUAGACCCAUAUAGAUAUCUUUUUUGUAAUGGACAAGAUUAAUUGUAAACACAAUAUUUUUUUUCUUA
Molecule: messenger RNA, 4353 nt
Organism: Helianthus annuus (common sunflower)
Lineage: Eukaryota; Viridiplantae; Streptophyta; Magnoliopsida; Asterales; Asteraceae
Exons: 9
Coding region: 136-4299 (1387 amino acids)
Biological process (GO): protein autophosphorylation
Cellular component (GO): plasmodesma; plasma membrane
Molecular function (GO): ATP binding; transmembrane receptor protein tyrosine kinase activity
Source: RefSeq, a predicted model, not a curated record